GUGAGAUACUGCCUGGGAACUAGGGCUGGGCUCCCUGAGAUCCCAGAACCCUGAAGGUCUGGGCAUUCCUUUUGCCCUAGGCACUAGGGGGCAGCAUCAUGCCAAGCUGUAAAGACUUGCUGCCUCCAGCACCCUGGGCAGCUGAGUGCACUAUUUUCUUCUUAGCCCACUUCCCUGAAAUGCACCCACUGAGGAGUGGCCAGAGGGACAGGCUUGUUGCAAGGUGAGAUGCCCUGAUCCUGCCCCCAUCACACAGGGCUGAACUCUGGGUUCCUUCUUCCAUUAGGGCUUGGUCUUGCUGUAUGAAAAUUACCCAGCAGACUGGCUAACAUGUGCUCAGUAGCCCCUCAGUGGCCAUCUGCCCUAAUCCAGCAAUGGACAGAACAGCCGGCCCUGGGUGGCCUGAUCUGGUUAUACCCCUGGCCAAGCUGCCCCUUCCUGGUGAAUUUUAUGUGUCUCCAUCUCAAAAUCCAGUUCUAAAUACCUGCCUUAGGUGGGUCUAGCCAGUAGGAAGGGCCAGAGAGAUCAGAAGGAGUGGAAACUGAAGGCAUGCUCCUGGGGAGUGUGGCCUCACACAGACAAGCGCUCCCAAGGGGCCCUUGGGGUGGGCAGCCCGUACUAUGGCUGCCUUGCAGAGGGCAGUUGCUCUGCUGGGGGUGCCUGAUUCUCCAGCCACAUACUGCUGCUCUAAUCUGCAGCUUGUGCAGACUUGACUGAGUAAACACAUCAUCUGUCAACCCAGUUGCCACAUUAAAUGCCAGACUGAGCUGAGAAGCUCCUUGGCCUCCAGCAAAGGACCAGAAAUCCCAUGUCCUGGGCCCUUCCUUCUGUAUCUCCAGAGCUUAUAAGUGUUCAGGGUGGUGGAGGGAAAGCUUUGAGGCAGUGGCAUCCUGGCUCCCAGCUCUCCCACAGCCUGCUGGGUCAAGGUGGUAGACAUGAGUUGUGACUGUCCUGUGCCAUGGGUAGGCAUCGGUUGUCUCUGGAGGGUUCUGUUGGUGCUGGCUUUUGGGUAUAAGUCCCUUUUCAUUUAGCUUCACCUACAUCAGCUUAGUUAUGAGUAGUUUGGUUUACUUAUCAAACAAUGAUACAUACUGACAGUAUCUUUGGUUUUUGACUCUAACAUGAUUAUUAGUGUUGUCUUGCCUUGAACUUUUUGCUGUUGAAUAAUUGCAACCGAGGGACAGGGAAGAGAAGUCAAACUGCUAAAGGCAUGUGUGACCUCAGGCCGAAGCCAGCUCAACCCAGGAGCCCCAUUCACAGCCUGGGGGCUCCCCGAGUACUGAGCACCACAGGCUGAUGCCUUGAGUAGCUGGUCACUUCCCCUGAGACACCUUAACAUCUGUGCUCUGCCUGCUCCAUUUCUGACUUUUGUGUCAUUCACGUUGCAGCAACAGUGUGCCGGUAUCCCUUCAGCGCUGUCCCCAGAUAGUCCAAAGGCCCCAGUCCUGCCUGUCUCCAUGUCUAGCCCCUGAUCUGCCAUACCCUCCCUUCUCAAACCUGGAAGAAGAUUGAGCUGCCCAUCCCCCUUCUCCUUCGAUCCUCCCUGGUGGGAGUGGGUCUGGGGAGGCUGUAGGGUUGCCCACACUUGCACCUACAAGCCUGGGCCACAGUGGGGGACAUUGUUACAAAGGACGAACAGGCUUGGUCACAACCCCAGGAAUUCUGGGUUCCCAGGUGACAGGGACCCACCUGGAGAAGCUGGGAGCCAUGCCACAGCGGGGGUUCUGCAGGCUCUGAUUCUGUAGCAGCCUCACCCUGCAGGCCAGGAAAGGCAGAAAGCAAGGCUUAUAUGGGGAGCUUGGCCCAUUGGGACUCCCACAGCAGGACUACAGACUUGCCUCUAGGAGCAGCUCAGGCAGCCCCUGGGAUGAGAACCCCACCUGUCUGGCUCCUCCUCUGGCUUGCCCCUCAGUGAAGUUGCAGAAGCAGGGCAUAGGGUUUUGGUGUCACCUCCCAUAGGGGCUGGUCCUGUGCCCAUACAGCCGUUUCUCGUUACUACGUGUGGCUUUCUGUUCCUCAGGAAGUCGGAGGGUCCCCACCCACAAGUUACUUCCCCUUCAAGAGCUACCUUACUCCAACCGAACACCAAGGGCUCCAGAACUCUUGACUGGGAACGGCAGGGCCUUGGGCUCCCCAUGUAAUGGAGUUCGCCAGGAGCCUCCUCGGGGACCCAGACUGAGCAGAGCCUUCUCUGACCACCGACCAGAGACCAGACCAUGCAAGGCAUUAGGUUCUGGCUACUCGUCGCGUUGUGGCCACACGUGGUUGCCCUCAGCAACCCUCUACCCCAUGUGCAGCAGUAUGAGAUAGUGUGGCCCCAGCGCCUGCCUGGACACCGUGCCCGUCGAGCCCUGCCCUCCCAAUGGGGCCUAUACCCAGAGAAUGUGAGCUACAUCCUUGAGACUGGAAAGCACACUUUCACUCUGCACCUGCGGAAGAACAGGGACCUGCUGGGCUCUGGCUACACAGUGACCUACUCAGCUGACAAUGGCUCCGAGGUCACAGAGCAGCUGCAUGAGCAGGACCACUGCCUCUACCAGGGCCAUGUGGAGGGGCACCAGGGCUCUGCCGCCAGCCUUAGCACCUGCAGCGGUCUCAGGGGCUUCUUCCAAGUGGGCUCUGCCAUCCAUCUGAUCGAGCCUCUGGAUGGGAGUGGUGAGGAGGGGCAACACGCUGUAUACCAGGCUGAGCAUCUACAGCAGAAGGCGGGGACCUGUGGCGUCAGUGACACUGAUGUAGAGAACAUCCUGGGGCCUCGAGCCUUGGCAGCUUUCUGGCCUUACCUCCGGAACUCACCGCUGCCCCAAAAGACCCACUAUGUGGAGCUAUAUGUGGUCACCGACAGCAAAGAGCUCCAGCUCUUGGGUAGCAGAGAAGCUGUGCACAGGCGGGUGCUAGAAGUGGUGAACCAUGUCGACAAGCUUUAUCAGGAACUCAAUUUCCGUGUGGUUCUGGUGGGCCUAGAGAUCUGGAGCACGGACAAGUUCUACAUAAGCCACCACGCCAAUGUCACACUGGACAACUUCCUGUCUUGGAGGGCACGGGCCCUAACGGGACGGCUCACCCACGACAAUGUGCAGCUCAUCACGGGCAUUGACUUCGCUGGGACCACUGUAGGACUGGCUAAGGUGUCUGGCCUGUGCUCCUGGCAUUCAGGGGCUGUGAACCAGGACCACACUCAGAACCCCAUCGGUGUGGCCUCCACCAUGGCCCAUGAGCUAGGCCACAACCUGGGCAUGAGCCAUGAUGAAGCCAUCCAGGGCUGCUACUGCCCUGUGCCACAGGAAGGUGGUGGCUGUAUCAUGGCAGGCAGCCUCGGCUCCAAGUUCCCCAGGAUGUUCAGCAGGUGCAGCCGGGAUGACCUGGAGACAUUUUUGGAGAGGCCUGAGGUGGACUGCUUGGCUAAUGCCCCUGACCUAGACCGGCUCGUGGGAGGCCCUGUGUGCGGGAACCUGUUUGUGGAGCGUGGGGAACAGUGUGACUGCGGUACCCCCCAGGACUGUCAGAACCGCUGCUGCAAUGCCACUACCUGCCAGCUGGCUGAAGAGGCUGAGUGUGCGCAUGGUGACUGCUGCCAUGAGUGCAAGGUGAAGCCAGCUGGUGAGCUAUGCCGCCACGCAAAGGAUGGAUGUGACCUGAAGGAGUUUUGUGAUGGCCAGCAGCCGAUGUGCCCUGAGGAUGCCUUCCAGGAGAAUGGGAUACCCUGCCCAGGGGGCUACUGCUUUGAUGGGAACUGCCCCACCAUGGCCCAUCGGUGCAAGGAAUUGUGGGGACUGGGUGCAUGGCCUGCCACAGAUACCUGCUUCAAAGCCAGCCUCUCACCAGGUUGCAGUGGCAGUAUCUCCUUUGACAGGCACAGGCCAAAUAGAUGUGGUGUCCUGUACUGCGAAGGGGGACAGAAGCCCAGGGAGCGUUCCUCCUGCAACUUUAACUCCCACCAGGGCCGUUGCCAAGCUCUCCGUGUGGACACCAACACUGCUACCUACGAGCUGGUGCUUGAGGGCACCAAGUGCGACGAAGGGAAGGUUUGUUGGAAGGGUCAGUGCCAGGACCUCCAGGUCUACAGAUCCAAGAACUGCUCUGCCAAGUGCCACAACCAUGGGGUAUGCAACCACAAGAGUGAGUGUCACUGCCCUGCAGGCUGGGCCCCUCCUCACUGUGCAAAGCUGCUGGUAGAUAUGUACAAAGAAUCUGGGAGCCUCCCAAGUAGCGUGUUGGUGGUCCUGGUGCUCCUGGCAGCUGGGGUGAUCAUUGUGGCAGGUGUCAUUAUCCACCGCAAGAUGUGGCACCAUGUUCAAAUAAGGAGCUCAACACCCAAGACCACCAUGGGGCUCUCCAACCCAUUGUUCCAUGAGGGUGGUAACAGUUUUCCAGCCAAGGGCAAGACUCCAGGUCCCCCAGAGCUGAUUUCAACCACUCAAGCUAGCCAGUUUCCCAAGCCAACAGUGAUGGCCCCGAAGAGGCCACCCCCAGCUCCUCCAGCCACCAUGUCUAAUCCACCCCUCCCACUUCCUGUCUACACCCAGCAGGCAUCAGACCAGCUCAGACCUGCUCCUCCCACCAAGCCUCUCCCACAGCUGAAGCCCAAGCAGGCUAUCAAGCCAACCUCUGUACCCCCGAUGCCACCAGUCAAGCCUUGGGCUGAAGUAAUCACACCCGGAAGGACUCAGGGACUUGAUGGUACAAAGGUUCCCCUGAAGCCUCCAGUCCAGAGAAGAUGAUCGGGCAGAGCACCACAGGUGCAUCUGUGAGCCCAGGGAAGUUUGGAGGAGUCCCAGCAGGAGAGAGUGCUCCUCAGCAUCCCAGGGUCACCACCAGAGCCUCUCAGCUCAGGACUCAGGGCUGGACUGAGCUGCUCCUCUGACCUCAGGACUGCAUCAGACAGAUGCUCUUGCUGUCCAGCUGGGCUAAGACCAAUCCCUUCUCACCUGUGUUGGCCAUGCUUAGCCUGCUUUGUCUGCAGUGGCGAGGUUGAGAUAGGAGGUCACCUGGAGUGUGUAUGAAGACUGCUGUCCAGACAGCUACUGCCCCCGUGUGCUCAGAAGGCCCGGAGCUUCCCUCCCAGCCACCACUGCACCUGCUCUCGGGCUUAGCAGCCCGAGACCCCUCCAAGGUCAGGACAGCUCUCGUGGUUUCCUGUAAGGAGGGUGUCAAUAAGUGGAUUGUAUCUGCAUUGACUCCAACUAAACCCACGAUUUAAGAAGGAAUGUCUACUUUUUAGGAAUCACUGUCAUUUGAGGGGCAGAGCAGAUGGCUAUCUGGUUUCGAAACCUCAGGGGAUGAAAUCCAUUAAUAAUAAAGCUUGUAUUAUAUCAUUAAAGUAUGGACCACGUUUUAAA
Heterocephalus glaber (naked mole-rat) is the source of this 5339-nucleotide messenger RNA. RefSeq names its product ADAM metallopeptidase domain 8 (gene Adam8). The record is from RefSeq and is a predicted model, not a curated record. Lineage: Eukaryota; Metazoa; Chordata; Mammalia; Rodentia; Bathyergidae. Gene Ontology annotation, biological process: proteolysis; inflammatory response; regulation of cell-cell adhesion. Gene Ontology annotation, molecular function: cell adhesion molecule binding; metalloendopeptidase activity.